This is a messenger RNA of Gallus gallus (chicken), 13457 nucleotides long. It is a transcript of the gene CD200R1A, whose product is annotated as CD200 receptor 1A. Gene Ontology annotation, biological process: regulation of neuroinflammatory response. Gene Ontology annotation, cellular component: external side of plasma membrane. NCBI's taxonomy places the organism in Eukaryota, Metazoa, Chordata, Aves, Galliformes, Phasianidae. The transcript has 6 exons. The coding region runs from base 11422 to 12303 and encodes 293 amino acids. The record is from RefSeq and is a predicted model, not a curated record. Gene Ontology annotation, molecular function: signaling receptor activity.
GUUCCAGAAAUAACAAUCAUAGGCUGAAAAAGUGUUCUGGUAAAUUUACAUUUGUGUCUAUUUCACGAUUGCUCUGCUGUUUCUGUGUGCUGGAAUCACUUUGACUUCUUCUACAAUAAACAAACCUAAACCACCAUAACAAGCUUUUCUUACCAAGAUGCUUAAAACAGAACCCUGUACUAUUAAAUUAAGCAAAAAAAUUUUUCAGAAGGUAUCUAAAUUGCCCUAACACAAUCUUCAAAGCAUGUUCAUGUGACAUAACAGUUUACUUUGCUAUGGUCCAAACACAGCAUUUGAAGGUAUCUAGUUUCAUAACUACAGAAAUAGAGAAGUUCAGUUUUGCAAAUUGACCACAUACUCCACCACUACAAGCACAUUUUUUUUGGUAAUGAACUUACAGAUGUACAGGCUACUUGAAACUCAUAGGUAAUAUAUUUUAUACGCAGUGGUACAAUCAUUCAAAAAAAUAAAGCAUAGGGAUUCUUCUUAUGCUGCUUUAUUUUUUCCUAAGUAAGAAAAUGCUAGAAAAGAAAAGCCGAAGCUGAAUACCAAGCAAGGUAUGACGGAGAUUUUAACCAUGUAAAGAUGAAUCUGUAAGCCUGUUUUCACAGCAGCAAAAGAAAAACAAGAAAAAAAGAAAAAGAAAAAAGAAAAAAAGGACAUACAAUCCAUCAUUUGCUGUCAAUGCUCUAUUUUUGUUUGGAAUAACAGGAAAAUUCCUCUUAAGCAUGAACAGUUAAACUCUUUGUAUUCUUCUCUUGAUGAGGAAGAGAGUAGAAAGUCAAGUUUAGCACGCAGAACAGAAUAUCAAACACUCUGUUCCUGUAAUAAGAAGUGUUCAGAGGGCAUUUACAGUUUAUUACAAAGGGUGUCUAUUAUGAAAGAAAUAGCACCAAAAAUCACUUUGGCUUCCAGUGUAAAAGCUCUUUUCCUCUUAUCCUCUUCAGAUCACAUUCUGCAAGGAUAAAGAUCUACUGAGUUUGCAUACAGAAGUUGCUAUAGUGAGUUUAAAGUUAAUAGCCAUAGUUGUAUAAAACAUGACAGCUUAAGUUCAGUGAAGGUUUAUUGAUGAUAGAAGAUUUGGGCAAGCGUGCCAAUUCUGCAGGCUGGAUGAUGCCAACACAUCACUUCAACACCAACUCCUCCAUUAAAGAAGCAUACUGAUCCUAUUUUUCUACAAAGGCAUGUAGAUAAUGAGACAUAGCUCUUUUAUGUAAGAGUAGAAACAGCCUCAGAAAAGAUCCCUAAAUCACUGCAUCAAAUUGCCCUUUCUUAUAGGCAUUGUAUUGUGAAACUCUUCUUAUAAACAAUUUGAGCACCAAAAAAAAAAAAAAAAGAGAGAACAGAAAAGAACCCUAAACAUGUUGAAAGGCUACUUCUAAUCCAGAUUGAGGCAAGACACUCUAUUCCAAUUUCCAGCCUAUAUUUGUUGUACUUUUUAAAACUGUUAUUACAUUUUGAGCUGACAGAUUUCAGUGCAUAUCUACCAUUCCAUUCGUGAAUGUUACCCAGUUAUUCUUCAGAGGUGUUUCUGUAAUACUGUAUACUUUCUGCCUUCAACAAAUUUCCUCACAAACUCCAGAUACAAAUACCUAUGCAAUUAUUAGAAAUGUUACACAGAAUCAGCACAAAACUUGUCUGCUGAAAAGCAUUACUAGCAAGCUACCUUCAACGUGGCACUUCCUUUCAACACUGUCUUUUGCUUUCUCUCCUGGAAACAGUUCUUUAUCCAUCAUGUCCCUGCAACUGUUUCUCUUUUCAUCAGCUUAAUUCAGAAUUUUUGAGAGGACACUGUAAUCAAACCUCAUUUCCAACGAGGUGAGAUUUAACAUCUUUCCUUUGCCUACAAAAUCAGCUGUCUUGAAUGACUGUUUGAAAGGAUGCUGAAGAAAGCUUAACAGCAUGAGGAAAUCAAAGAAACUUUAAGAACCAGGAUUUGGCAACUGCAAAGUUAUAUUCUGUCUGGAAUGCAAAAACUGAAACCUUUGGUCCUUUAUUAAGUUCUGUCAGUGUACUUGUCUUUGGGCAAGACAGACAAUCACGCCCUGAAGUUUUAAUCUACAAAAAUUCCAGCCAUGCUGCAGACAAUUCAUACUGUAAAAGCAGAGUUCACAGUGAAACUGUGUAACUUUCUGGCUGUGUUUUAAAUCUGCCACUAAACUUGGUAAGACAGCAGGAAAGUGCUACAUGCUGCAAAUGAUACAGUAAUCGUGGUAGAAAUGUGCUGCAAGAACAGAAGAACAAUUUGGGCAUACAGAAGAAUGGAAUUUUUGAAGACAGGAAAAAGGCCUAAAUAGAAUGAAAUGGGAAAAUGGUACAUUCAAGGAAUAAUGACAAAGAUGGCUAAAAGAGGGUUUGAGGGAACUUGACGAUAAAGACUUCAGUCUUUUAUUGCGUCAGUUGCUGCCCUUCUAUAGAUGUGUUGACACUGAAAAAGCUACGAUUGUAGCUGAAGUUCGGAUGUGAAUUCACAUCAGUUCAAGCCAGCUGGUUCAUGUAUUUCUGUUGUGAGACUUACUGCGAGACUUACAGCAUUCAAACUACUAACUGCUUACCCAGAAUGCAGGGCAGGUUUUCAGUCUGCACUCUGUCCUGUGUUGUUCUGGAUACACUGACAGAGUCAUGAAGCUGCCAUAUAGAAAGUUCUGACAGUAAUUUAGCAAUUUAUAUCCUAGUACAAAGACCUUCCGUUUGUUUAUCUUUCACUUCAUUCCAGACAAGACUUUCUAAGUGUUCACAGGCACUCUAUGAUGGUAGAAGAGGAAAACUGAUACAGUGCUCAACCUAUUGUGUGUGGCCUCUUCCAAGCGUCUGGUACUGCCUUUUUGAUCAUAACUCGCUAUGACUAAUAUAAGGUAUUCAUUCCAAGAUACAGUUAGUCAUUUAAUUGUGGUUUAUAACUGUUUCAGUUCUUUAUACGCCUAAAUUUAAUGUGUCAUUAUCACAGGGAGGGGGAAGGGUGGGGGGUAGGAUGCUCUAAAACACGUUGCAGAUUGUGACAGCAAGAAAUGAAGUCAGAAAUACAUAGAUAGGAUUGCGCCUGAGAAAUUAAAGUAAUCUCCUUACAGUGUGAAAAACUCUUUAGCACCUGAAUUUCUAUAGAGGCUGUCAUGGAACUUGAAUCAUUCUGGCGGUAAGAAAAGCUUUUACCUGCUGCAAAGAAUAACAGAGGGUGGAAAUAUUUCCUACUUGAAAGGAAUUGGAAGUGUUUUCAAGCUGUUUAGCUGUCUUUGAUUUUGCAGUGAUUCCUCUGAGAAUUUUAGUGGUUUCACAUUCAGAUUUUCCUGUUUUUAAAAUAUUUAUUUCUCCUUCUACUGUGUGAAAUACUCUGAGAAACAAGAGAAAUGACUAAGUGAUACUGCAGAAGAACUGGCGUAACUAGUUAUCCACCAGAGCUGUCAAACAGGCUACAUAAACCAUGUUAGAAAAACAAGGCAAUUUGUUUCCCCAGUCUUUUUCAAUUACAGUAAUCUUAGCGUGACAACAGUAACCAGUACAUUUCUGAAACACAAAUACCAACUCCUCAUUUGAGUAUGUUUUUUCCUGAGUGAGGAUAUGUCCAUUUUCAAAUUGGAAUUUCACAGAAUCACCGAAUGUCAGGGAUUGGAAGGGACCUCAAAUGAUCAUUUAGUCCAAUUCCUUCUGGAGCAGAAACACCUCGCUCAGGUCACACAGGAAUGCGUCCAGGUGGGUUUUGAAUGUCCCCAGAGAAGGAGACUCCACAACACCUCAGGGCAGGCUGUUGGUGCUCUGUUACUCUUAAUUUGUCAGUGCACUGGAAUGCAAACUCAGCACACUGGAAUAGAGCUCAUGGACAUUCUCAAACAUUGUUUUAAAUCUAUACAACAGUCAAGGGGAGACACUGAAAGGAUGACAUGAUGUUAUUUGAAUUUUAAUAAGGUGAACUUCAGAGUCUGGAGUCAAAUUGGAGGACUUCAGUCUGGUCUUCAAACCUGUCUCCAACCUCACAACCUGCCAAAGGAGGCUCCAAAGUGAAAUCUGUUGACAUGGGAUUAGUGUCAAUAACCAAAUUUGGGUACUUCAGCUUGGAGCUGUACAGAACUCUCUGAAUCUUAAUUGUCUAUUUUCUACAUCAGAAUGAUUGAUAACGUGUUCUCCAAGGCUCUGCACCUUCCAGCAAACAGAAAAAAAUGAUUGCCACUUCUCAGAGUUCACUCAUUUGUGAAUAAGACUGAAAAUGAGAAGUUAUUUACAAUAAAUGUGUAGAUAUGUGGUCCUUUGUAUAGUCUCUCUUGGAUAGAAUGAAAUCAUUAACAGGGCUGACAUUUAAUUAUCAUCCUUUGUUAUCACUGCAAGGAGACAAGCGUAACAGCUCCCACCUCUUCAAGUUUCUUCUUGUCUGCAGACCCACAGAGAGAGAGGCCUUUGCUAAACUGGUUAUUCACUUUUUCAGUUGCAAUAAGCUAUCAGUUCAGCUCAGUUAUAACAUGGGAUUUCACCUUCUGAGGGUGCAGUGUACUGGCUUGAUUCCAAGCCAUCACUCAAAUAGCUAAAUGCUGAUGUGUAUGGCAUAUAUGCCCUGAUACCGUAGGUCUUAAAUCAAUCAGCUAUCACAGAGGAAACUUCAGCAACUGUCUGUUAGCCAUUUUACAGUAUGAAAGCACCACUCCGGGAAACAACAGUGCAGUGACCAGUUUGAAUUUUAAUACCUACAGCAUUGAACCUUUCGUCCUUAGCAGCGGAAUAGUUUUGUUUAGUUUGUCUACACAGAAGAUAUACAUCCUUUAUGUUUAAUUAAAUUCCUGGAGAGAGGGAGGUUGUGUCCUCCUCCAGAGCUGCUGAGCUCAUACCCAAGAGUGCAGGCUGGGGCAGGCUACAGAAAGGCAAAGAAAACAGACUGGAAGACAGAACCUUGCAAAGGAUGUGGUUGGAACAAAUCUACAAAAAGAUAUAGAAGUGAUGGAAAAAGAAGACAAGAAGAAGUUAUGUAAAAUCCAUGCAGCCUGACAAGCCACUGAAAGCUAGUGGACUAGAAAAGAAGACUAGCGGAAGGAGCCAUUUUCUAAGAGGCACAGAGAGCAUUUUGUUAAUGAGUACAGCCAACAACUAUAAGUUACCUGAAAAGUUAUCACUUCCUUGCAUAUUGGUUUAUGUUCUAAUAAAGAAUACUUUUAGAGACUAGAAGGCUUUUGGACUGCCCACUAGAAAGAAAAGGUACAGCAUGACCAACUGCAGCUCUUGAUUAACAGGAGAUCCUUUUAAUACCUUCAAACUAACGUAAAGCUGUGGCUGACCAGGAAGAACAGGGCAGGGAUGAGGAUAAUUUUCAUUCAAGAACUGCCUCUGUGCUGGUUGAUCCCAUAGCUCAUGGAUGUUCAAACUUUUGGCUUGUCCAGGCUACACUGAGUGAAGAGGAAUUGUCUAGGGCUGCAUAUAAAAUAUACAGUAUUGUUAAUGUAUAUAAGUAACAAAACUUACUUUAUUUUUGAAUAUUUUUUAUUAAAACAUAAAAAAGAGCAACAAAAAAAGCCCAUAAAAUUAGUGGAAUAUUUGAUCUUUUUUUUUUUUUUUUUUUUUUUGUGUGUGUGUGUGAAACUGAUGUAUCAGCCCGGUUCAAUAGCAGCUGUAGAAAUUCCUGCUGACUUCUCAAGAUGUUUGUCAGAUUUUUGAUGAAAUUUUACUGUACUAUUGCUUCAUCCUCGAAAACAGUUGCUCACGAAUGUACGUACUGUCAAAAAGCGAUGACACAAAUAAGAUGUGGUUGUGAAGUGAUGGUUAUUUUUCUCUGGUAAGAGAAGGCUUAUAAAGGUCUGGUAAAGAGACGUGAUCAAAGUUUUUAGUUGAAUAUUUGAUUAUAACUCUAUACACUACGUUUGAAAUUUCAUACACAAAUGUAUUUAUGUCAACUGAAAAUGAAGUUACAAGUAUAAAAAAAUGGAUUUCUUUGGUAAUCUUGAAACCGGCUUCCGAAUACCUUCAUCAUAAUGGAAAGCAUGGCUGCAUAUUUUUCACUGUUCACAGGAGUAUGUUCAGCCAGUGUACCAAAAUGCAUAACAUUAUUUGCCAUCUCUUGAGUCAGCACCGCACUGAGCCCCAUGUCCUGCCUUCAAACCAGACAGUGCUGCUUGCACAGUGCUGUGUGGUUGUUGUAAACGAUGGGUGCACGGUCACGGCUGGGCUGCUUGGUGGGGCAGAGCUGCUGACAUGAUGGUGUGGGGCAGGGGGUGGCCACAGGGCAGGAUGGGCUGGGCAGUGGGUGGCCCACAGGCCAUGGGUAGGACAUGCGUGCCAUAACUAUUAGCAGACUAAUUCCAGAGCUUAUAUAUUUUAGUCUGUGUUUAAAUAAAGCUAAUUCGGUAGUUAUGAAUAGAAAUUCUUAAUAUCUCAGUAGACUGUGUCUUAGCUUGAAACAGAAGGGAAAUCCUGUUUCUAUCAGAAACCGUUAAGAAAAUGUACAACAUUGUUCUUUAUAAGCUCUUGCUUUGUAAAUUUUCAUCAAGCAUUAACUAUACAAUAGCACUGUACCUCCAUGUGGCUGACAAGCAGAGCUAAUGAGCAAAGGACAAGCAGAACCUGGCCUCACUAGUUUUGGAACUAGGUAUCCAUAUUGGAUAGGCCCUGCAGUUAUGCCUUGCUCUUUCACCAUUGCCUCCCUUUCUCUUUCAACUCAACAACAGACAGUCAGAGUUUUAGAUAGCUCUAGGAGAAUACUAACAGGGUCAUAAGAUAUGAUAAAACCUAGAAAUAUGUUUCUGUUCUACAUAGAACAGAGGAAAUAGCAUCUUCCCUACUCCACUUUAAGAGGAGGUUUUCAGUCAAUUUAGAAAUAGAAGUCAACCAGACCUUUCAGCAUUUUUGGCACACGCAUCCUUCUUCAGUAAAUGAAGUCUAAAGGUUAUGAUUCUAGCAACAUACAUGACAAAAGAAGAAAAGCAAGAAAGAAUGUAUACAAUUUAUAUUUAUGUAAAUGCCACUUAUCCAUUCUCUAGUAAUGAAAGAGGGCACUAAAGUAAAAGGAGUUUAAUAUUAUGGUAUUUAUAUUUUAGUAUAUUUUAGUACGUAUGGAUAGGACGUACUAAAGCAAAAAUAUUUUCUACUAUUUAAUCUGUCAUCUGGAGAAAAACAUUUGCCUAAUUAAAUAAGUUACAGUGGAAAUCAGAACCCUUCUACAGAUUUAUCAUAAACCUAAAAUUGUACUUACAUAUAACCUAACAGAUUUUAAGCUGACUCAUGUGGCUUAUCAUUUCAAAAGAAUGGUACCUGACUAAUUCUGGGGAGACUAUGACAGAAAGGCGUAACAGAAAGCACUACUUUUGCUCCCUUUUUCUUUCCAGUCCUGAAGUAUGCAAACUCAUUGUGGGGAAAUUGCUCAACACAAUGGACUGCUUGGGAAAUGCACAGUUGAAAGACCAUUAAAAUUAUAUUCCCAUAGCAUGUACAUGAAAGCAUACACCAUUACACACGCACAAAAUUGUCUUUCCUGAUCAACACUGCAAACAUUAUCCAAAAAAACCCACCAACCACCUCAGCUCCAACAUGCAGUCAGCUUGAAUGCUUAGGUUUGCUUAGUCAUUUUUAGAUGAGGUCAACUGUACUGAUGACAUGACUCAGAGCUCUGAGGCACUUGGCCUUGUUAAGCUGGCAGAGGAAACACUUUGCUCUCCAGUUUUCAGAGACAUUCAUAGAGCUCAUAUGUAGAAGCCAUCCUGAGAGAAAAGGCUUUUUUCAGUUCCUUUUCUGGUAAAAUAAUCUGACUUUAAAACACGCACCUCAAAUUUUCUUGAAAUUACAUUUAGCAGAAAAAACUCAUCAUUUAAAACACCUUCAGUGUAACAGUGUAUCAAAGAAUACUAAAUAACUGAAUUAAGACAACAAGCAUUUGUAGGGCUGGUGUAUAAUUUAUGUAUCAGAAAACUCUGUGAAUAAUUAGCACUUUUCAUUUUCAGCAGUGCUUGGAAACAGUAGCUGAUAAAUUCUGGCAGUAAUAAGCAGCAGAAAGCUAAGUAUUAUUUCCAUUAUUUAAUGAAAAUUAGAAGUGGAUGGUUUAUAUCCUGCCCCCCUAAUUUUCCUCUUCUACCAGAAAAAAAAAUCCUAUUGGAAUUACAUUCUGAUUUAUAUAUUAUCCUGCUGAAGUAACUAAUACUUUACAGCAUUGUGUAAUGUAGUGGAGGGCAAUAUUGCAGGGAUGUCUCCGACCAAUCUGCAGGAGAUAGGUCUAGGCUUGGAAAAGAAUUUACUCAAAGGAUACUUAAUCCUCAAAUUAAAAAGCAAAAACAUUUAAGGGAAUUUGUAAGUAAGAUAAAUACAAUGAACUGUGUUAAUCUUGCAAGUUGGAAAAUACUUUCCAAGAACUCAGUUAAACAUAAGGAAAAGUGGCUGACCUGGAAAUGAUCAUUCACUUAGAUUCCAGAAGAUAAUGAGGUAUCAAAUAAUAUUAUUAAGGUAGAACCAUCUGUUGAUUUCAGUAAUGAUCUAACUACUUGAAGGUGGUGAUCAUUAGGACCAUUUCUUACAGUGUGGUACAUGUUCAGGAACUGGUCUUCAUAUUGUGUUGGCAGAGGUCACAGAAUUCCAGUGCUACACAAGGGACCGAGAAACACAGAAGCGUCAAGUCUGGGGAAGGCUUUGGCAAAGGUUUGAAUAAUCAAGCACAAAUUAGGUCUUCUAAAUCUUUGCACUUAGAAUAGAAUAGUGUAGUACAGUUGGAAGAGACCUCCAGAGAUCAUCUAGUCCAACUUCAUGGCUAACCAAAGCUAAAGCAUAUCACUGAAUGCUUCACCAAAUGUUCCUUGAACGCUGACGUACAUGGGGCACCAACCACCUCACAAGGAAGCUUGUUCCAGUGUUGGGCCACUCUCAUGGUAAAGAAAUCUUUCCUAAUGUCCAGUCUGAGCCUCCUCCAGUGCAGCUUUGGGCUGUUUCCUUGUGUUCUACCAGCACUUAACCUAAUUCUUCAGGAGUUUGUUUAUACGUAUAGAUACACUGCUAAUUUUUUGGGUUGUUUGGUUUCUCCUUCAACAGGAUACAAAGAACAGAAAAGUCCCAUCCCCUCUCCAGCUGUUCACAUCAUUUUGCUACCUAUGCCUUGGGAUUUUGUUUUCUCUCAAUCUCCAAAUGGCCUUACAGAGGAAGUGUACUAAGUAUGUCAUAGAGAAUAAGGAACUAAUCUUAAAAAACAAUGACAGAUAACCUUUCUUUCAUCUCUGAGUGCUUGUCUACAUAAAUAUUUACUGUGAACAACACCCUUCACAUAUUACCUUAUUAAGGAAAAUAUCCCAAUGUGGCUAGUUGAAAUAAAACAAAACUGUCCCAAAUAUGACAUCAUUUUGAGAGGCUUCACAGCACUGUAAUUGUCAAGGAAACAGUGAAGGUUAGAAACCUGAUCCCUCUGAUGUGUCAGCUGAAGACACAGGCAUAUGAGCAGUUAUAAGGCUGGUCAAUAUAAAAAGAGCUAACAUUUAAAAAAAUGAUUCAGUCCUGACAGCUUGUGGAAAAGUAAUUCAUGGACGCAUAGGAAAAAAUAAAAAUAAAAAAUAAAAAAAUAUUGAAGGCAAUCCUGAUUGUGCAGCUACUUGUCUUGCAUAAGAAAAUCUUGUCUACAUAAUACAGAGGAGCCAUCACAGUGGCCUGGCUGUCCCCCUUCCAAUGGCCAAAGCUAUAACUUACAGAAAGGACACAAAUACUAUGUCCAGGCUUUUUCCAUACAAACAUUUAGCUUCUUCAAGUACACAGCUCAUGGAUCAUGAAAAGACAAAGACAAAAGGCAUUGUACAUGACUCCAUCCAAAAGUCAUCUUUUAAAGCCCAAAAUAAGUCAGUGUCAUAGAAAGAAAAUCAAACAAAAAACAAACAGAACGUCCCCAUGCAAAUGUGAAACAGAACUCACAAACAAGACACAAUAUUCGAGUCAACACAAGUUGCUACACCAGCUGAAUAAAGAUCCUCUGCAAUCUUAGCCCCAUAAGCAAGAGGGAUAGAGGUAUGGGCACAUUUUACACCUUUGUAGCUGCAUGCAUGGAGCAAAGAUGGGUAGGACUUACAUAUAUGCCCUACGUGGACUGCCACCAGUUAGAGCGUGAAAGCACACGAGCACUGUGUACACACACGGUGUGAAUGAGUACGUCCACAAAGACUCAGAAAAUAAAAAGACACCUCUGAGACAUUAGGCAAUAAACUUUCCUCUUGCACAAAGCUCCCCCACUGCUAUCUGUGCUGUAGUCAUGUCUGAGAGGCAUAGUCAAGAUCUUUUCCACAGUGCUGGAUUUAUUUUGUAUGAAUGCAGACGUAAAAGUUGCUUACUUCCUUGGUAACAACAGUUCCAGAGAAAAGUCAUGACCAGAUGGUCAAAUAAAAGGUGGUAGUAGCCCCGAAGUGCUUAGGCAAAUUCCUACAAGAAUGGGGGAAAAGAACACUGGUGAGAGGUGCAUAUAAAUCCACCUAUCUUCUGAAUCACUAUUUUUUGUGUGUGGCAAAUAUCUGUUCAGCUUGUCUGUUUCUCAAGCUUUUUUAGGAAAACUUGCUAAGAAAAAGAACACUGAAUAUGAGGAGAUCACAAGGUGUUAGCCUACACCAUCUACAGCUGAGAGGUCUGCUAUGAUGCAAAACUGGGGUUUUAGGCAAAUCACUGGAAGAAAUCUAAAGGUACACAGAGUUUAACCCAUGGGUGUCCAACCUUUUGGCUUGCCUGGGCUGCACUGAGUGAAGAGGAAUUUUCUUGGGCUGCAUAAAAAAUAUAUUAUAUAGUUAAUCAUAGAAUCACCGAGGAUAGAAAAGACCUCCAUGAUCAUCCACUCAAACAAUGCACCUACAACCAAUAUUCCCUUACUAAAGCAUGUCCUUUAGUAAAAAAUUUAAACACUACUUGAACAUCUCCAUGGACGGUGACUCCACCACUUCCCUGGGCAGCCUGUUCCAGCACCUAAUCAUUCUUUGGAGAAGAAUUUUUUCUGACAUCCAACCUGAACCUCUUCUGCUGCAAUUUGAGGCUAUAUAAGAAACAAAACUUCUUUACAUAUAUAUAUUUAUUAAAGCAUAAAAAAAAGAGGGCAAGAAAACAUAAAACUAGCAAGUUGGACAGGUAGGGUUUAACCGAAAUAAUUAAUAUUGCUUUUGUCUACUAGCGGAGAUGAGCCUUUCAGUGAAACCUCAUUCAGUAGAACCCUCAUUCCAGUGCCUAGUUUUAGGGAUGUCCUACUGAAGUUCGAUAUUUUAGUGUAAACAAUGCUGUGAAAACAUAGCUGGAUCAUGGCCAUCAUGAAGAGCCAUAAUCCCUAUAUUUAUGCAUAGAUACGGGCCAUAUUCCAAGGGUAGUUUCAAAGAGCAAACUGCAGAACUUAAUUCCCACCUAAAUCAGACAAAAAUAAUUUCCUUUCUAAGAAGAUAUCAGCAUUACUUUCUGGAAUAGGAGGCCUAAAGAGCUACUAAUCUCCUCUGAAUCAGAAGAGAUCCACCAGAUACAACCAUGUCCCACCACAAAGGCAUCAUUACUCUUAUCCAUCCAUCUUCCCCAGGAAUUAGCAGAGUAUCAGCAAACCUGGGUCACAACACUGUGAUGACCUGCCCUAACAGAACAAAUAUAAGUAUGGUAACAUGGAAAAUAAACCCUAAGACUGGACACCAAUGCACCUUGGCAUACCUGAUUGAUAAGGACUCGACAGAAAAAAACAGCUGCAGUGACAGAAUAAACUGGAGAUCCAGACCAGACUGGGAUCAGGCACUUGAGAUACAGCAAGUAGGAAAGGCUGAUGAGGGAAAUUAUACCUGCGAAGUGGUAAAUGCAGAUGGGAAUUUCCACUACCUGUAUCACUUGACUGUGAUAGUUGCCCCAAGAAUGGCUCUGUACUGCGAUGACCAUGGGAACCCUGUGUGUGAGGCAGAGACAGAGAAGUCGGCUGCUGAGAUCUCGUGGGUCCCAGAGAGCAACUCCACACCUAGAGCAGACAGUCACGAUAACGGGACAGUGACUGUUGUCAGCAGGUUUGCAGCACGCAGCACCAACGGGAAGAAUCCUACCUGCAUUGUGUCCCACGCGACUCUGAACGAGACCAAGUCCAUAAACUGCUCCUCAUCAUACAGAGAUCUUAUCCUGUGUAUAGCCAUCAUUCUCAGUUUCCUGAUCAUCAUCACCUUCAUGGCUGUCAUUUACUAUUUAAAGCUCCAUGGUUGCAGAUUCUGUCACAGAAGCAAACCUCCUGAUAUUACUCCUACAUAUUCCUCACAGGAUGACACAGUGGAGGUGGAACCCUAUACUACUUACGUGCAGAAGGAAAAUGUAAUUUACAACUCAGUAUCUGAUCUGACAUUGAGGCAGAAUCUUCCACAAGGACAGUCACCAGCAACAUGAGUGGUUCAGCAACACUGGAGAGGGGAAAGACAAUUUCUAUUACUAAGACAAGUCACAGAAAGACAUUUCUCAAAGCAUUUUGCCAAAGUGGGAGGCAACGUAGCUCCCUAGGUCUCUUUAAAGACCUGUAUUUAUUCAUGAGUCUGCGUAGUUCUUUUUUUUUCCCUCUUUUUUGCUUUCUUCCUUGGUAAAGGAAAGAGGUGUCCUUUUUUUCUUAGGGAAAAUCUGACUGACCUCAAGAUACAGUUUUUCCUGGAAAAAAUGUUAUGAUUGGUUUUCCCUUGCUGUUCUUGUAUUGGACAUCCUAGUUUUGUUGGUCACUUCUAGGCAUUACUUUGAUACACUUGACACUAUGUUGCAUACAUUUGGGAGAUGUGAAGAGUGUUUAUGUCAAAUACUCUUCAGUUAGCAGCCACUUUUUUCUAAUUGACAAAUGACUAAUAUAAUGGCUCUGAGUACUGAUCAUCACAGAACAUUUGCCUAGCAAAGGGAAGACCUUCAAUCUCUCUGUUCUGAAAAUGGAAAUGAGUCAUGAACUUACAAGUUCAUUCACUAAAAAAAGAGACAUCACUAGCAUGCUGAUUUAACUUGUUAGGUUUAUGUUCAGUAUUUCCACUAAACAUGUUCAUUUGGUUAGUCAGAUUAUUGUUAUCAUUUCUAUAAGAUCAUCUGGAGGUGGGGUCUUCUUAUAUGUACUGGCAUUAAGGUACUGUAAAAGAAUGACGUUACUCAAAUCUGGUAAGCUCUUUUUAACAGAAAUUAACAUCGAGUAUUUCACAAUGAAAAGUUCAAAUAUAUUAUCUAUAACUGUGCAAUAAUGUACUAAAAGGACAGAAUUCCUGAUGAUUGUCAUAUUUAUUUUAAAUACAACUGGAGAUAUUUUCACUCAUAUGUCUAGAUCUUUUAUUAUUAUUAUUUUUUAAUAUAACUGCUAGUCCACUUUGUAGUAUGUAAAUUAGCCUGUCUAUCUUAAUGUGUCUCAUAUUAAAGUGAUUUCUUCUCAUCUUCCCAAAAUAUAUUUUCAGAAUAAGUAAAAACAUAUAUAUAUAUAUAUAUAUCUGUAUAUUAGCAGCUCUCAAGAUUUUUGGACUGAUGUCUUUCUGGCUGAAGUAUGAACGGGCUUUACAGUAACAGUAAAGAAAUUCAUUUGUAAA